Molecule: messenger RNA, 1965 nt
Organism: Miscanthus lutarioriparius
Lineage: Eukaryota; Viridiplantae; Streptophyta; Magnoliopsida; Poales; Poaceae
Source: the annotation of a GenBank genome assembly
AUGCGGCAGCUGCUUGAAAACCACGGCACGGCCUCAUCAGAGAAACACCCUGCAACCAAACCAAGCAUGUCACCUGCUUCCGCUGCCACCGCUCUCGCCCUUCUCGCGUGUUGCAUCACGGCAGGAGGACUUCCCGGUGCGGUGGCGGCGGGGGACAUGGACACCGUCUCGGCGCGGCGGCCGCUGCGGGGCAACGACACGGUGGUCUCGGCGCAUGGCAAGUUCGAGCUUGGCCUCUUCAGCCCCGGCGCCUCCGGCCGGUUCUACCUCGGCAUCUGGUACAAGAACGUGCCCGUGCAGACCGUCAUCUGGGUUGGCAAUCGUGUCAAUCCCCUGUCCGGUUCCGGUGUUGCCUCCACCGAGCUCCGGGUGUCCUCCUCCGACGGGAACCUCGAGCUCGUCGGGCUCAGCCCAUCCUCUGCCACGGCAGGCGUCGUGUGGUCGUCGAACCUGUCGUCUUCGUCGGUGUCGUCCUCGCCGGGGUCAAACGUUGCGGUGAUGCGCGACAAUGGCAACCUGGUCCUCCUCGACGGCGGCAACUCCUCCAACGUGCUGUGGCAGAGCUUCGACCACCCGACGGACACGCUGGUGACCGAGGCGUGGCUCGGCGAGGACAAACUCACCGGCGAGUACCAGGCGCUGACGUCGUGGCGCAACGCGGAGGACCCCGCGCCGGGGAUGUUCACGGACACGGUGGACCGCAACGGCAGCAGCGAGUUCUUCUACCUCUGGAACGGCUCCCGCGCCUACUGGCGCAGCGGCGUCUGGACGGGGCGCGUGUUCGCCAACCUGCCGGAGGCCGUCAACAACGUGCUCUUCAACCAGACGUACGUCGAGACGCCGGCGUACCGGCGCGUCACCAACGUGCUCUACGACAACGCCACCGUCACGCGCAUGGUGCUGGACCUCACCGGCCAGACGAAGCAGUUCAUCUGGGUCCCCGGCAGCCAGAGCUGGCAGUUCUUCUGGGCCGCACCCACCGUCCAGUGCGACGUCUACGCGCUCUGCGGCGCCUUCGGCGUCUGCAACCAGAGGAGCCAGACGCCGUGCCAGUGCCCGCCCGGGUUCGCUCCGGCGGCGGACCGGGACUGGGGCCUCAGCGACUGGAGCGCCGGGUGCCACCGGAGCCUGCCGCUGCAGUGCGGGGGCAACGGGUCAACGGACGGCUUCCUGGAGCUGCCGGGCAUGAAGCUCCCUGACGAUUCGCUGUCCGUGGCGGGCGCCCAGAGCAAAGCAGAGUGCGAGUUGGCUUGUCUAAACAACUGCUCGUGCCAGGCCUACACGUUCUCUGGCGGUGGCUGCGCCGUCUGGCACGACGGAUUCCGCAACCUUCAGCAACUGUUUCCAGAUGCCGGGAGCGGGGGUUCGUCGUCGUCGAGCCUGUACCUCCGGCUGUCGGAAUCUGAACUGCAGCAUCUGCGCGGCGCCAACAAUGGGAAGAAGAACAGGCGGCGGAGGCUGUGGCUCGCCCUUGGCAUCGUUUUGGCUUGCAUUGCCGCACUGGGCGUGUCGGCAGUAGCAGCGUGGAUCCUUGUGUCCAGGAGGAGACGACGGGCUGAAAUGGCGAAUCAGAAGAGCUCCUCCUCCCUUGUAGUCGCCAAGGCUGACGUGUACAGCUUCGGAAUGGUGCUCUUCGAGAUCAUCUCCGGGCGGCGCAACGCCGAGGAGCACGGCGCCUCAUCGGACGACAGGGACAGCAGCGACCGAGAGUCUACGUUCUUCCCGGUCUGGGCCGCGGUCAGAGUGGCGGAAGGGGACACGGCCGCCGUGGCGGACGCGCGGCUGCGCGGCGACGUGAGCGAGGACGAGCUGGAGCGCGCCUGCCGGGUGGCAUGCUGGUGCAUCCAGGACCAGGAGGCGCACCGGCCGCCCAUGGCGCACGUCGUGCAGGCGCUGGAGGGCCUCGUCGACGUCGACAUGCCGCCCGUGCCGCGGGCGCUGCAGCACCUCGCGACGCUGGCAUAA